CUUACGUUCAACCGAUGAACAUUCGUCCCUUGACGUACAACUGCUGUUCUUUGGCUCUCACAUAAGAUCGCCAUUCCAGACAUGUUGGAAGCCAACUGUGAUUCUUCAGCGAAUAUACAGACCACUGACCCUGACCUCAGGACUGAGUUUUCCGUCGAUCAGAUAGUUGCUGACGAAACAGCAUCUCAUGACUGGCUCCCACACAUUGUGCAAGAAACUCUCUCCGAGCUUCCGAACCCUGAAUCGCGCUACAAACUGCAAUCCCUGUUGAAUGAUACGUUCAAGACUGUUCAACUUCAUCAGUCUACCUGUCUCAGUGCCCAGGCCGAAGCUUCUGAAUUGAAAGAACGUUUAAAGCUACUUGAAAUAGAGCUUGGAGACGUGCGUAGCGCUGCUGCAUUGAUGGUUGAUGGUCAGGAUGACGCACUGUCUAACCUGAAACGUCGGUAUGAGGAAGAACUCGCCUCACUGCAGUCAAUUUCACAACACCAGCUUGCCGACCUAGAGGCAGCUGCUGAGAAGAUGUUACAACGCGAACGUGCUCGCUGGGCAGAAGAGCGAAGUGCAUUGCUGUCGCGGUUCGAGGCUCUGCGGGGUUCAGGAAGCCCGGUUUCACGUCGAUUUUCGACUCCCAUUGCCCCUCCAGUUAAUCGGUCAAAUUUUCCUGUGCAGCAUCCACUCACAAGUGAUAAUGCGCUUAUUCGCAUCCCUAGUGGCACAAAUUCUCCAGUCGAAGCAGAAGUGAAUGUAUCUUCCCCCCGUUCUCGUCUUGUGGAUAGUUCAAACCAUUACGGCGAGGCGGACGGUAAUUCCUUCGCCGACAACGAUGAAAUGGGCUUGGUCCGCAUGGGCGCAACAUACAUCAAGCGAUAUGAGGAUGAAAUCGCUCGAUUGCGCAGAAUGUUGGAAGAUUCAGUCUUGCAAAACUACAACAAGACACCUGAUGAAGGUGACCCUCCGUUAUCGGAUUCUGUACAGAAUAAUACUACGGAGAAUCGUGAGACACCGAACUCUGAUUCUAAUGUUGUCCGGCGCGCUAGCCCGACUGACUCGCCCAGUUUCGUGAUGGACGAGCCUCAGACUAGACUUGGUGAGCUUCCAAACAGUCCCAUCACUGAAACUUCAUGGCUUCGUUUGCAAAGAAGGCUAAAGGACACAGAUCAACGUUCUUCGACAGGAUGUGUUAUGUGCUCCAACUAUGAACACCAACUACAAAUUCUACAGUCAAAUCAACAACUGAAGGACAAAACUCUACGGGAGCUGACUAACGAGUUAGCAAAGAAGUCUGGACAAUUGGCAGUGGCCCUCCAGAAUCAAUCUGAUUUGGAGACCGAGCUAAAGUCACGUACAAUCACACAUGCCAAACGAAUAGAAUUGUUGGAAUCAUCAAUAACUCGCUUCAGUGGGCGUUUGGAAGAUUUACUGUCUAAUUACCGCGCUCAUCGGAUGAACACUGAAACCGAUCUUCGACUUCUGACCAUCGAGCGUGAAACCCUUCAGGCCAACAUGGAAACUUUGCAAGCGCAUUACGACGCUCUGAUUGGACGGCGAUCGAAAUCAGCAACUGAAUUGAGUGAACAGCCUAUUCACCUACCCAGUGAUAAAACAGAACUCGAAUUGCUCGCUCUAAAGUUGUACGAAGAAAAUCUAUCACUUCGCACAGCCCGGGAGCAUCUGGAUGAACGUUUGCAAAGUGAGUCACAGUUCAACCAGCAGCAGCUGAAUGCUGAGCGGGCAGAACGAGAGAAUGCAGAGAAUACACUCCAGCGUGAACUGGAUGACACCAAAGCGCGCUUGGCAUCUCUGGCUGAUAUAGUGGCUAAACACGACAAGGAAGCUUCGGCUCGUCUGAAGGCGGAAGAAGAUGUCGAGUCAGUUCGGAAGCAGAUGGAAGAGGUUCAGAUUAAACUGAAUCAAGCGGAAUCCGAGGCCGCCGAAUUGCGUACUGAAGUGUCGAAUUUUCAACAGCGGAUGAUAUGCUUGCAAUCAGAUCUGGACAAUGCGGAGUCCGUGCAAGCUGACUUUGUUCGCCUUUCACAAACCUUACAGGUGGGUUUUGGGUUCCGACGUUGUAAUUGAAUUUAUGCCAGUCAUAUUUCCCGUUGAAUAUACGAUACGGAUUACGUCCUGUAUUCUAGGUUCAGUUGG
This is a messenger RNA of Opisthorchis viverrini, 2148 nucleotides long. RefSeq lists its product as hypothetical. NCBI's taxonomy places the organism in Eukaryota, Metazoa, Platyhelminthes, Trematoda, Opisthorchiida, Opisthorchiidae. Gene Ontology annotation, molecular function: growth factor activity; GTPase activator activity. The record is from RefSeq and is a predicted model, not a curated record. Gene Ontology annotation, cellular component: intracellular membrane-bounded organelle. Bases 82 to 2079 code for a protein of 665 amino acids. Gene Ontology annotation, biological process: endocytosis. The transcript is spliced from 7 exons.